This is a messenger RNA of Nymphaea colorata (pocket water lily), 1949 nucleotides long. Its product is annotated as U-box domain-containing protein 40-like. Gene Ontology annotation, molecular function: ubiquitin-protein transferase activity; protein binding. Gene Ontology annotation, cellular component: cytoplasm; nucleus. The transcript has a single exon. NCBI's taxonomy places the organism in Eukaryota, Viridiplantae, Streptophyta, Magnoliopsida, Nymphaeales, Nymphaeaceae. Bases 227 to 1786 code for a protein of 519 amino acids. Gene Ontology annotation, biological process: protein ubiquitination. The record is from RefSeq and is a predicted model, not a curated record.
AGAAGUUAAAUUCCCUGUCUAUUCCAACGGUAACCCGUUCAACGCGAGAUGGCGGAAGUCAUCCUCCCGCGUCAAGUACUUUGUUUUUGUUUUUCUUAAAAAAAAAAAAAGAAAAGUCAACGACGACCGACGCCCGAGUCCCAACCCUUACAUCCGAGGGCCAGAGGUCGUCCCCUCCGCGCGAGGGCGCACCCAUCGCACCCGAUCUCUCUCUGUCUGUGUGGCGAUGAGGAAGUUCUUGAACUUCCAUCACCGGCAGCAUUCGACGACGCCGGCGCCUGUGCCGGAGGUGGUUCCGACGCCGACGGUAUUCUCAUGGCCACCGGAGUUCCUCUGCCCCCUCUCCUCGCAGCCGAUGUCCGACCCCAUCAUUCUAUCAUCGGGUCAAUCUUACGAGCGUAAUUGCAUCCUCGCCUGGAUCCAGUCCGGCCAGACAGCCUGCUACCUCACCGAGCAGCCGCUCUCCCCUGCGGAACUCAGCUGCUCCUUCGUCCCCAACGUCUCCCUCCGCUCCGCCAUCCACCGGUUCUGCCAAUCCUCCCGCCUCGAGCCCCCUUCCGCGCCUUCCGACGACGAAGCGCGCCUUUUCGUCGCCAAUCUCCUUCCCGAGCCCCAGCCGCAGCCCCUGCCGCCGGCCCCCGCCGCACCACCCGUCCGAGCCGCCCCGGUUAUCCAACCGCGUAUCUACCAUUCCGCCACCAACUUCAACUCGGGGAACUCUGCCGUCUUCCCUCUUCCUCUCUCCUCUCGACCAUUUCCUCGAGACGAGCCGCCUCCUGAGGAAACUCAGGAUGUAAUUCCGUGUAGCCUGGCUCAGAAGCUCCGGAGCUAUGACAACGACGAGCAGGCGGCCGCGGCCCGCGAGAUACGGCAGCUAACGCGGUCGGACCCUGCGAGCCGAUUGACGAUCGCGUCGGACGGGGCCUUGCUCUCGGCCUUGCUCCAGGCAACCGCGUCGCCGGAUUCUCGCGCCCAGAGCGACUCGGUCGCGACGGUCGUCAAUCUCUCGCUGGAGAGGGAGAGCAAGGUGCUGCUGGUCCGAGCCGGGGUUCUUCAAUUCCUAAUAGACGCGCUCCGGAGCGGGUGCAGCGAAGCGAGGGGUCACGCCGUGGCGGCGCUCUUCAGCCUGGCUGUGGAGGAGGAGAACCGGAUCGUGAUCGGAGUCAUCGGAGCCAUCCCGCUGCUGCUUCGUCUCGUCGGGACUUCCGGCGCCGGCGAUCGCGCCACCGCCGAGGACGCGGCCAUGGCGCUCUACUACCUAUCCUUGGAGCGGGGGAACAAGGCGAAAAUGAUCCGGGAGGGCGCAGUGCCGAUGCUGGUCCGGCGCGCCAGAGCGUCGACGGAGGGCGAGGACGCAGGGAGUAUCCAGGCGAGAUGCUUCAUGAUCUUGUGCAACCUCACCGUGGGGGAGGAAGGGCGGAGAUCGCUGCUCGGCUCCGACGCCCUCGCGGCUGCAUCGGAGGCCAUCGAGAUGUCGACCGGCGCCGGACCGGUGGAGGAACAAGCUCUCGCGCUGAUGCUGCUCUUGGUGGGAAGGGGGAACGGGCGGUACGCGCCGACGGGGCUGCCUCAGCCAGUUAUUCGCGAGGUGACGAGGCUGGCGCAGCAAGGGAAGGGGAGGAUAAGGGAGAAGGCCACUGCUCUGCUCAUGUUAUUGAAGGAGGCCCAGGCGGCGGAGCUCCGCUCCCGUCCCCCCCGCGGCGGGGAGUGGGACAUGAUGCCGCCGCCGCCACCGGCGAUGCAGGACGCGCACAGCAUCACGGGCCCCAAGACAGCUGGCUUCUGACUGGCGGUUAGUCUUAGUCAACACGAAGCCCUUUGAAAAACUGUAAAGAUGUGGUUUUUACUGCCCCUACUUCUCUCUUCUUUGCUCCUUUUUUUUUUCCUUCAUUCAUAUAUAUAUUUUACACUUUGGAUUUGGAUUUCAUUUAAACUCUGGUUGUGUUUUA